Nilaparvata lugens (brown planthopper) is the source of this 1807-nucleotide messenger RNA. Its product is annotated as DALR anticodon-binding domain-containing protein 3-like. Lineage: Eukaryota; Metazoa; Arthropoda; Insecta; Hemiptera; Delphacidae. Gene Ontology annotation, molecular function: ATP binding; tRNA binding; arginine-tRNA ligase activity. The transcript is spliced from 4 exons. Bases 32 to 595 code for a protein of 187 amino acids. Gene Ontology annotation, biological process: arginyl-tRNA aminoacylation; tRNA C3-cytosine methylation. The record is from RefSeq and is a predicted model, not a curated record.
UUCGGUUUAAUUUUGUAGAAGAACGGAGCGCAUGAUGAAGUUGAAAGAUGACAUGAACUUCAGCCUGGGAAAAGAAGAUGAUCGGAAGAUUGUGGACGCGGUUCUUCGUUUCGAACUUCUGAUGACGAAAUUGAGUCAGCCGGUUAAACUCAGCAAUCAGACGGACAGAAUCAAAGGUGCAGUCUACAUAAUGUACAACUUUGUCAGACUGAAAGCAAUACUGAACCAAUUUGAAUCGAAUGUUACCUCAGGGAUCUAUCCACCCGUACCACCCUUUCAUCAAAUCGAUUUCCAGCAGUUAGCUUGCGAGGAAGAAUGGCAUAUCAUGUUCUGCUACUUGUUUGAUUGGCCACAAGUUGUGAGGACAGCUUGUGAGUCGCUCUCCUCAAAGUGCCAUAUCCACACGAUAUUCAUGUUUCUGGCCAAACUAUCUACGAAUUUCAGCUCUUAUUACGCAAAAGAACGCAUAUUGACAGAAAACAGAGAACAACUUUUGCCAGUGAUGUUUGCAAGGAUUUGUCUGAUGAAGGCCAUCGUAAGAGUAAUGGAGAAUGCAUUCACAAUUGUCGGCAUUAGUCCUCUGUCUAGAAUGUAGAAACAUUGUCUUCCUCCAGCAUUUUUGUCCUUCCUACGUACUGUAUUUGGAAUUCAACUGGCAUGUUACAGAAAAGAUACGGCAAAUUCUUGAGGCUGUGCAAAAGGCUAAAAAAAAACUUUCUACUCGUGAUAUUUUUCGAUUUGUAUAUCAUCAAGCUAUCAUAAUGAAAAAGUUUUCUCAGGAAAACAUUUUUUCACCGAUCAUUAUUUUUUGAGAUAUGAGCGCCGGAAGUUUGAAUUUUUGGGACAGAACAUUUCAAAUUCAUGGAUUUAUCUCUUACCGAAUUUGAAAUGUUCUGUCCCAAAAAUUUAAACUUUAGGCGCUCAUAUCUCAAAAAGUAAUGAUUAGAAAAAAACUUUUUCCUGAGAAAACGUUUUAAUUUUGAUAGCUUGAUGAUAUACAAAUCGAAAAACUUUGAAAAAUAUCACCAGUAGAAAGUUUAUUUUUAGCCUUUGCACAGCCUUAAGCCGCAAGUUUCCCCCAACAUAGUUCUUGAGCUGUUGGAAUCUUGAAAAUUCUAGUAAACCUAGUCUAGUAGGAUACUGGACAAACCAUAACCCUUAUCAAAUUCAUCUUUGCUGGUCAAUGCAUGAUAUUAAUGGAAUUUACAAAAAAUUUAAAGUAGUCAUCGAAUAACUUGAGUAUUUUUAUUGAAAGUCGAUGUGAUAUUAUGAUUCAAAAAACUGUGUCAGUUAUAUCAAGUGUAUCAGUAUUUUCGAAUAAUUUCGGUUUUCGACUUGUGAAUUUGCCUUACAAACAGCAUAACCCUGAAUCCUUUCACAAACCUCAUAGCAUACAUUUAUAAAAGAAUUUACUUGUGUGAACAGUGAAAACUCUAGUUUGCUAUUCAUUCAUGAAAACUGGUUAUAUAAGUUAUAAAACUGACAUCAAACCCAUUUCUCUAGUUUUGAAGUAACGUCGAAUUAACAACUUUACACUAAUUUUAAAAAUAGUGUAUAAUAUUACAAAUUAUUUUCACUAUCUCGUAAAACAGUCCAAGACUGUAAUCAACAAUACGGUAGUUUAUAUGUUAAUCAAGAAAAUAGUCAAAUAUUUAUUUUAUUACAAAUAUAUCUACAUUGACAUUGAUGAUAGCUUAUAUUUUGCAAAACACUAACUCUAGGCCUAUUGGUUAGGGCCAUAAGUGUCAAUGAUUUUGGUUUUAAGAGAUGAUAAAUUUUGAAUUAUACAACACUGUGAUAUGAUAAA